Messenger RNA from Toxotes jaculatrix (banded archerfish), 2563 nucleotides. Its product is annotated as G-protein coupled receptor family C group 5 member C-like. NCBI's taxonomy places the organism in Eukaryota, Metazoa, Chordata, Actinopteri, Toxotidae. The record is from RefSeq and is a predicted model, not a curated record. Gene Ontology annotation, molecular function: G protein-coupled receptor activity; protein kinase activator activity. Gene Ontology annotation, biological process: G protein-coupled receptor signaling pathway. The transcript is spliced from 4 exons. The coding region runs from base 408 to 1580 and encodes 390 amino acids. Gene Ontology annotation, cellular component: extracellular exosome; plasma membrane; intracellular membrane-bounded organelle.
CAGAGUACUUUCAGCUGAGUCGACAGAAACAAGUAUUGCAUAGGAUAAUAAUAUAAUAAUAAUAAUAAACUGCACAGGGCCUCUAUUUUAAUGCGACAGUCGGUGAGUCGAUUAUAUCAUGGUUCAGUAACAACAGUAAGGAGUGGGCGGACGGAGGACUGUCCAUGAACACGGAAAAAAAUAAAUGUGGAUCUAUAAUGUGGAUAUUUGAACGCACAGAAAUUUGUCGAAUAAUCUAUCAGGAGCUGGAAAAUACUCAAGAAAAAGCAACUAAGUCGGGCGAGGCAAGUUUCAUUUCGGCGGUGGGCUUUUCUAACCGGAGUUCAUCUACCUGAGUCACCUGUUGGAGCCGCUCUCAGUGUCAUCAGUCCAGUUUUUCAAAAGGAAAAAGAAUCUGCAGUGAAGCCAUGGCCCCGACCAGUGCUCCAAAAGGAUGUGGUUCCAGCAUCAGCUCCAUAUAUUACAACCUGUGUGACCUGACUACAGUGUGGGGAGUUGUGGUGGAGGCCAUCGCUGCUGCUGGUGUGGUAACGUCUUUUGUCCUGUUCAUCAUCCUCAUGGCCUCCUUACCGUUUGUGACGGACAAGAAGAGAAAGGGUAUGGUGGCCCUGCAGGCGGGCAUUCUAGUCUCCACUCUGGGACUCUUUGGACUCACUUUUGCCUUCAUCGUGGGCCGGUACUCCACCAGCUGUGCUGCACGCAGGUUCCUGUUUGGAGUACUGUUCUCAGGUUGUCUAGCCUGCCUGGCGAUGCAUGGGCUGUGGCUCACCCUGCUGGAGCGGAGAGGCCGGGGGCCCAGGAGUUGGAUGCUAUGCCUGGGAGCCCUGGGAUUGUGGCUGGUUGAGGUGAUCAUCAACACUGAGUGGCUUGUGAUUACUGUGGUCAGGAGCCCACCCGGAGGCAUCAUUGUCCCUGACCUGUCCUGCAGCAUUGCUAACCAAGAUUUUGUGAUGGCACUCAUCUAUGUAAUGGUUCUGCUGCUAGCUGUGGUGUUCAUGGCUGUGCCCUCACUGACACACAAGCACAAGCAGUGGCGCCGAGAUGGGGCUUUCAUCCUGGUUACAGGGCUAAUCACCAUUGCUAUCUGGGCAGCUUGGAUUGCCAUGUACAUCCAUGGGAACAGAGUGGUUGGGAGUCCCAGCUGGGACGAUCCUACUCUAGCUGUAGCUGUGGUGUCAAAUGCCUGGGUGUUCCUCUUCCUCUACACCAUCCCAGAAAUCUGCUUACUGACCCAGGUGGAUCCAGAUCAGGAGCAGCCUCCCGAUGGAGAACAAGUCUAUCCUGCCAGGAGCCUGAUUUAUGACAACAUCCUUAAGGAGCCGGAGCCACCCCACCAAAAUGUGUACAUGGAGAAUAAAGCUUUCUCUAUGGAUGAGCCUCCAACAGUGCCCACAAAACCAGUGUCUCCAUAUGGGGCUUACAAUGGUCAAGUACGAAGCUGUGUGUACCAGCCCACAGAAAUUGCCCUGAUAGCCAAGGGUCUGACAAAGAUGGACCAAGAAGCUAUGAUCCCUCGAGUCACAGCCCCCUCUUUGAAUCCAGGAAGUAGCAGCUCUCUGCCUCGUUCAGCCGAGUCCUGACCAUCCUAAGGACUGUCACACACAGGCAGACUGUUGAGAACAAAUCGCACACUCGGUUGUUACCACUAUGAAAUAAAUCUGCACCAGGGGUUUGUUUAGCAUGAGAGUUUCUAGUAGCAAAUGUAUCGUAUACCGCUUUCUCUUCCUUAGGAAGAUGCUUUAAAUAAUCAUCAUGGUAAAUCUCCAGCAAUUUUCAGUAAUAUAACCUAGAUCCUUUUACAGACUUCCUAAUUUUGUCUUAUAAUUUAAUUCCUCUGCUCAUGCACUGCUUGUCUAUUCUGUAUGUACAAAGGCUGCGUAUCAUAAAUAAAAGAUUACAGUGACUGGAGAUGUGCGGCUGGUAGAGCCUAAUGUAUUCAUAGCCAAUACAAAGAUUUCCAUAUGGAAAAGUUGUGCCCCAGCUCCUGUUUCAUUUUCAUUCUUACUGUAUGGAAACCAGUGCUUUAAACCUUCUACUGUGAGCUCUUAAGCAGCUCUGCUCACUUGUUGCUUCACUUAUUGGACGCCCAUGAAACACAAUCAUCCAAGAGAAAGAGCGGAAUGCAUCUAUCUCUGUGAGAAAGUGAAGAUCAAAAAGUGCUGUGUACUCUUUUUCAAAAUCUAAAAUCCAAAGAAGAACAAAAUGUAAAAUUCUAAGGUGACCCACUGUAGGUUGGUGGUAGAGAAACUGUAGAUGAGGGUCAGGUACAGGAAGUUUAAAAGAAAAGUGGUUUAACAGACUAGCCUUUGUUGUGUGCACUGUCUUGUUAUGAAUCUGCUGCCUGUCAUUUACUUUUCAUUUCACUAUUGCUUAACACAAUUUGUUCACUUGUGAAUGAUGUGAUUCACACUUCCUCUAAAAGCCAUAUGAUUUUGUAGUGUCUUGGAUUUAUAAAGAAAUUCAAUUUUAUAUUAAACGUAACCUCUAACUUGUUAAACCUGUGAAGAUUACUUAAAUCCUGUGAAGCUAUUCCAUGGACUGUAACAGGUAACAACUCAUGAGG